Molecule: messenger RNA, 687 nt
Organism: Electrophorus electricus (electric eel)
Lineage: Eukaryota; Metazoa; Chordata; Actinopteri; Gymnotiformes; Gymnotidae
Gene: pld6
Product: phospholipase D family, member 6
Biological process (GO): piRNA processing
Cellular component (GO): mitochondrion
Molecular function (GO): RNA endonuclease activity producing 5'-phosphomonoesters, hydrolytic mechanism
Source: RefSeq, a predicted model, not a curated record
AUGCAGGUGUCGCUGGCGGAGCUCCUGAAGGCGUUCGGGAUCGGGGCAGCGGCGGUCACGCUGGGGGUGGAGUGGGUGGACUGGCUGGCCCGCCGCCUCUCGCUCAGGCGAGGCGCUCGGGGGCCUCUGAAGGAGGUCCUGUUCUUUCCCUCCCCGUCAGCGUGCGUGGAACACCUCUACGCUCCAGCCGGGGCGUUGUCAUGUUCCUGUCCCCUACCCCACGGCGUUGACACUCCCUUCGCACGACUGCUGGGACACCUUCUAUCGGCGGGUGCGACACUGGACCUGUGUGUGUUUUCGUUCUCCAACGCCAGUCUGAGCCGGGCUGUGCUGCUCCUGCACAGCCGUGGUGUGGCGGUCCGAGUGAUCACCGACAGAGAAUACAUGACCAUCGUGGGCUCCCAGAUCGGCACCCUUCGCAGGGCAGGCAUCUGCGUGCGUCACGAACUAAGCAACGCCGUGCACAUGCACCACAAGUUUGUGCUGGUGGACGGAAAGAAGCUGCUUACCGGCUCCCUCAACUGGACCGUGACGGCGGUGCAGAGCAACAAGGAGAACGUCCUGGUAACGGAAGAUCCGGAUCUAGUGGGACCCUAUCAGGAAGAGUUCUGUAGGCUGUGGGAGGCCAGUGACCCAACCAGUCAAAACCAGAGUGACUGCCACCAAGGGACUGCUGGCUCGCAGUAA